AUGCACACUGUCAGUGUGAGAGUUUUGAUUUUAAGGUUGACGUUUGAGAGUUUUGAGAUGCGUCUCACAAAACCAUCACAAAAGAUUCACGAAAAUGUGUGCUGUUUGAGACGAUUUUUGUGAUGAUCACAAAACGUUCUCAAAAAGUGCUACAAUUCAACAAA
Messenger RNA from Chondrus crispus (carragheen), 164 nucleotides. RefSeq lists its product as hypothetical. Bases 1 to 123 code for a protein of 40 amino acids. The record is from RefSeq and is a predicted model, not a curated record. The transcript has 2 exons. NCBI's taxonomy places the organism in Eukaryota, Rhodophyta, Florideophyceae, Gigartinales, Gigartinaceae.